UUGAUUUUCUUUGUUGAUUGAAGUGUUUCACAGUUACAGUUAAUUGUUAAUCGUAAUUAUGGACUCGAUUACUGAGGAAGUUCGUGCCAAAGCUAAUCAAUUGUUGGAAAGAAAAGGAGCUCGUGAUGAACUUCGGAAGCUUCUUCAUAAUCGGUUAAUCGAAACACAAUUUAGCGAGAAAAUCGUUGAGAUGUGUAAACAAUUCAUCAAAGGCAAAGACGUGGAGACAAUUACAAUCGACGAUUUGGUCAACGCCGUAGUACCAGAAGCUCGUAAAUUAGUACCUGAUUCAGUUCGCGAGGAAUUGCUUGAUGCCACGAAGAAAGUGAUCACCGACGACGAAGCGAUCACGGAACAACUCAACGGAACCUCCGAUUAAUUUGAUCUCUUUUUUAUCUACCAAUUGGACUUAAUUACGACGGAAAUUUAGUUGGAACCAACCUAAUCACUGCCUUUGUAAUGAGAAGAUUUUGAAAUCGAAAUUUGGUCCAAAUUUUAUCGAUUAUUGAACUUGAGGCCGAUGGAAACUAUUGAAUCAAUGGCUUACUUUCUAUGGAAAAUUUUGACAACAAUCAUUUAGAUUAAUCAGAAAAUUAAUUUACUAAUUAACUCGAGAACAAUUAAUUGAGUUCGAUGAUUGAAACUGUCGAAUCGUUAAUCAAGGUUAAAGUGUCACAAUCCAAUUAACUGAUUCUCAUUCUCAAUUAGUUUAAUUAUUGGAAAAAUAAUCAAUGUUAUUAAAUCAAAUUUUCCAAAGACUAAUAAUCCUUAAUUGUUACCCUGAUAAAUCAACAAAUGGCUCAGAUAAUUAACUUGAUUCCUUAAUUAAUUUGCAACUAGUUGACUAGUGACAUUUGAUUGAUUAUUUGAUUUAAUUGCUAUUGAAUUGAUAUUAUCAUAAUUUACUCUUGUUUGUUAUGAUUUACUUUCAACAAUCAAAUGGGAUUUGAAUAAUUUACAAAUUAAUUGAAUUUCGUGUUGAUUUAAUUCUUGAUGGGGGUUAAUUGUUAACAUGAUAAUCUGUUAACUGUUGGAAAAUAACUAAUGGCAAUUAGUUAAUAAACUUGUUUACCAAGAA
Molecule: messenger RNA, 1078 nt
Organism: Panonychus citri (citrus red mite)
Lineage: Eukaryota; Metazoa; Arthropoda; Arachnida; Trombidiformes; Tetranychidae
Product: transcription and mRNA export factor ENY2-like
Exons: 1
Coding region: 59-379 (106 amino acids)
Biological process (GO): positive regulation of DNA-templated transcription; regulation of transcription by RNA polymerase II; poly(A)+ mRNA export from nucleus
Cellular component (GO): DUBm complex; SAGA complex; nuclear pore
Molecular function (GO): chromatin binding; transcription coactivator activity
Source: RefSeq, a predicted model, not a curated record